Molecule: messenger RNA, 1206 nt
Organism: Ostreobium quekettii
Lineage: Eukaryota; Viridiplantae; Chlorophyta; Ulvophyceae; Bryopsidales; Ostreobiaceae
Source: the annotation of a GenBank genome assembly
AUGCUGAAGGCCUUGCGGCGCCUGCACGUGGACGAUCCUGAAUGCGGCGACCGGGAGGCGGGAGACGACGACGACCAUGGCCAAAGGAAUUGGUGCGACGACCUGACUGACGAGCAGGCGCGGGCGCUUAUUGAGGCAUGUCAAGGUGACAGCACCGUCGACUUGGAGUCUCUGCUGCCCCCUGGGGCAAUGGAAGAUUUUGUGGCCCACCUUCAGCGGAGCAGCAAGGCGGAGACGCCACCAGCCUGGAAGCCAUGGUGGCUGAGCCCAGAAUGCCUGUGUUUCAGACUCACAUGUCAGGGAAUGGCAUUGAUCGCCGAGGCAGAUGAGGAGCAGGUUGGGCGACCAGGGCGUGAGUCGCUGUCGGCAUUGCCGCUGCCACCGUCAGAGCCACUGCCAAGUGUCCAGUCACUCACCAAGGCACCACCAUCAGAUGUUGUGAGAUGGCAACUCAUUGACAUGCUGUAUGCGUACUGCUUCAUUGUGCGCCGUUUCCACAGCAGCAUCUUGAGUGAUCCACGAGAAGUGGCAGCCAUCGCCUUGAGCCUGUCACGUUCGCUGUCAUCCACCACUACCUCAGAGUCGGCCGGAGUGCAAACUGCCAGGGAAGUAGUUCUGGAGGCAUUGCACAGGGCCACAAGCCCUCCAGUGGGCACACUGCAGGACAGAUGCUUCGCGAUCGAUGUCUUGCAUGAUGUGGUUGAAGUGCUGGAUCGGGGACGUGCGGUUGUUGUACUGGCCCUAUCCGACUUGCAGUCGUGCUUGCUUCGGGCUAAGAAGGACCACAAAGACAGCAGUUCAGAAGCCGAGAGGGAGCCGGUUGCAUCAAGUUCUCAACAAGAAGACUGGAGCUGCACACCAGGGCCAAUGUCGAUUGAUGAUAAAAAUGCGGAAUCCUUCCCGUCUGUGAGAAGGACUAAACGAUCUUGGAAGAAAAAUCGGCUGGAAAUGCAGAGUAAGCUACGUGGAGCUGGACGAAAGCUGUUGUUCUACAUGGCUUGGGCAAAUGGAGAAGAUGACGAGGCCUUGCGACUGCUUGGGAAUGUUGUUGCAGAUUGUUGGUACAGCCAGGGGGCUGCAUCAGAUGCGGCUGUGGAGCACGGGCUGCGCUCCUUAGCGAUCGUUGACAACAAAGAGGGGACUAAUGCUCCAGAGGCAGGUGGUAAGACUCUUGUAGGGAAGCAGUUGAUUGAAACCAUCAAUUAG